Aspergillus japonicus CBS 114.51 is the source of this 2835-nucleotide messenger RNA. RefSeq lists its product as uncharacterized. The record is from RefSeq and is a predicted model, not a curated record. The transcript has 2 exons. Lineage: Eukaryota; Fungi; Ascomycota; Eurotiomycetes; Eurotiales; Aspergillaceae. Bases 202 to 2427 code for a protein of 741 amino acids.
GAUGGCUCUGCGGACUUCCAACUUCAAGGUGAAUGAUGGGCCUGUGAUCCCAACCAUUCACUGGGUCAGUCUCGACUGCUUCACGCGUCGUUUCCUCUACUCGCUGCCCCGCCUUGUUGUCUUGUUUAUCGCAUCCAUGACAACUGGUAUACAGGGCACCAGGAUCCAUGAACCUCUUCCCCAAACAUUUGACAAAUUGCCAUGGAACCAGAGAUCACAACUUCACGCGACCCCCGCCUGGCUCGCCCGUUCAGACCAACCGCUGCCCGCACAUUGUCCGAAACGCACUCGCGACUCAGUGCACAGCCAACAAGCACGCACUCGGCUACUGAACGGGGUAAUUCCAAUUCUGACCACCUAAUCCGCGGUGUCUCCGACCUGGUCCAAGCCGCAAUCCUCGCUGCCAAUAGCAAGUCGGAGAGAGACCGACUACAGAAAAGAAAGGAGGCUACCGCGACGUUAUGCACAAAAGCCAGAAGCUAUAACACUUUUCCAUCCACUGCAGCUUUCUUCCAAAAAUCUCAAGCAGAUGAGGACGCGGAGCUCAUACGUGUCGAGGAGACCCUCAAGAAGCAUAACGCUACGUACCAAGAGCACGAAAAUGCUUUGCGGCUCACACUCGGCUCGUCCCUCUUCGAUUCUAGUAGAUCUGAGCAGACUGACCACUUGCAGCGCGAAGUUCAGACCCCAAGAGGCGAUUUGGGCAGCGCCAGGGCUGAGAUCACCAAACUGCGGGACUAUAAUGUGACUUUAGAGCACAAAUUAAAAGAGCUCCAGGACCGCGUGGCCCGGACGGAGAAAGCUUCUUCGGAUCAUGCAAGCACGUUAAAGAGACAUGCAAAUCACAACACGGAAACAAGUGAGCGCAUUGCGCAACUCAGAUCAGAUUUGAACAAAAGAUCAGAUUCAUCGCCUCAGAAAGAGCAGAUCGAUAAAAUAUUCCUCUCGAUCUCAGGAAUGGGCGCUGAACUGGAGUCUCUUCAAACCAAGAACAAACGAGACAUGCAAGAGUAUCGGGACUUGCUGGAAGAUCUGCGUGGUGACUAUGACGACAAGUUCAACAGCUUUCUCGUGGACCAAACGACACGCUAUGAUUCUCAUUUGGAAUCCUUGGAGAACAGGCUUGCAGAGGGCUCGGCACUCGGCGACAAAAUCCAGCUCCAACAGAUUCAAGACACUAAUUAUUAUAGCCUUACCGAGCGGCUGGACAAACUUCAGGAAUUACAGGCGAUGAAAGAUGAUCUUGCGAUGUCUGAGAUGGAAGAGCUCAAAGUUCACCUGGAGCAAAGCAAGGUGGAUAUUUCCACGCUCAAAAGUAAGAACAGCCAACUCUGUGACGGGCUCAAGACUGUUCUCAACCAAGACAAGUCAAACUCGGAUGGGCAAUUUACAGCACUUGAGACAGCACUGCAUACCACAGAACAGACCUUGGAGAGUGUUAGAGUAGGCCUACAUUCGCUUGAGAUGCGCUACAACAACCUGUCAACCGGGCCUCUAGUUAGGAGUAUGGCGCAAGCUAUGCAAGAAAUGUACCCCGGCGCAGCACAGAUGAUAGAUAGGAUGAAGCUGCUAACAAAGCAAUUCGAGCAACGUUUACCUCAACUCGAUGCGAGGAUAGAGAAACUGGAAAAGGCCCUGGGUUCUCGGUCGGGCGGUAUGCUCAAAGUACAGAACCACCUAACUCAGCAAGUCGGGAACUUGGUCAAGCAACAGGAGGCUUUGUCGCAGUCGCUCAUGCCUUUGAGAGACCCAUCCACCGGAGAAAUCUCGAGCACGAAUGUUUCGUCAGGCCUUUUGCGAACGGUUCAAGAUGAAGUCAGAGAGCUUGCAUCUACCAUCAGCAGUUAUAUAGAAUCAAGGAAAACGGAGGACGAAUUGUUGAUGCUUAAAAUGACAGAAGAGCGAGAUGAUCUGAGAAGUCAGAGCCAGGUUCUCACCGAUGAAUUGGCGAGCUUAAGCGCACAAGUCACCGAAGUACAUGCUACCAUGAAAGCCGAUAUAAAAAGGUUGCAGGCUUGUCCUGAGGAGAUUCGGAUUUCUCAAUAUAAUAUCCAGCAGCUCGAACAAGCUACGUCGAUCCAAUGGGAUGACUUGGCUAAGAAGGUCAAAAAACUAGAAGAGUCUGCGAAUCACUUCUCCUCUGUUCGAGAAGGCUCGGAUGCCGCGUCUCAACCACCACUUCCUGCCGUAGCGAAUUCGUUGCAGGGCUCGGGCAGCUCAAGACGCUCGGUGCAGGACAAGAAGCGACCUCGUGUAUCUGCAAUUUCUGACGGUGAAAGGGGAAGUCAGUCACGCGCUAGCUCACCGUUUUCCAUCUCAUCCCAGGUUGGAUUGGAGUCAACACCGAACUCUGAGAGCAAGAAAGUGUACCAAAAAUCCAAGAAAAAGCGCAAGCGGCUGACCGAGGAGCCUAUUGUCGUUGACUAAGUUGGAAGGGACCGGACAGUCCCAGGUAUUUUCGCAUUCUGGCUCGAUGGCGGCUAUCAGCGCCUCAGCUUAAAACAAAUGUGACAAACGCAACCUCCACCAGACUUUUGAUUUUCGCUGGAUACCUCUCGGGUUACAUCUAAUUCCCUUUCUCAUUCGUUUUGUGUUUUGGUGAGACCUUCAAAAGCCAAAGUUGUUCUCUUACUUCUGUAACUAUCCCUAGGCUCCGGUUGAGCCGGACCUAGUCAGCCUCUAUCUGAUUCUAGUUGAUGCUUGGUCGAUGCACAGUAUGAAGCAACGGAUGUUUGUACAGUACACUCGCGGGCCCUUGGGACUGCGCUUUGCUCAGGUCUUCCCUGGACAUGGUCAUUAGGACAGGCGUUUCCAGCCAGCAAAUUGAAUUUCAUA